Messenger RNA from Camarhynchus parvulus, 1179 nucleotides. RefSeq names its product BCL2/adenovirus E1B 19 kDa protein-interacting protein 3-like. The coding region runs from base 204 to 845 and encodes 213 amino acids. NCBI's taxonomy places the organism in Eukaryota, Metazoa, Chordata, Aves, Passeriformes, Thraupidae. The record is from RefSeq and is a predicted model, not a curated record. The transcript has 6 exons. Gene Ontology annotation, biological process: mitochondrial outer membrane permeabilization; positive regulation of apoptotic process. Gene Ontology annotation, cellular component: mitochondrial outer membrane; nucleus; mitochondrial envelope.
GACAGGGGGCGGGGCCGGGCCGGGUCCGUGCGGGUCUGCACGCGCCGCCGCCGACGCCUGCUCGCGCGCCGCACGUAGGCGCUGCUUAAAGAGGCAACGCGGCGAGGCCGCCGCUGCCGGGCGAGCUGCGGCUCGCGGGCCCCAGCGGGAGGAGCCAGCGCCCCUUUAAGAGAGCGGCGGCCGGUGCCGGUGGUUUUAUUUACAUGGGGGCUCGCGGGCGUCACGUGACUGUCAGCGGCGGGGGCUGCGCGCGGAGCAGCCGCGGGGCCAUGGCGGGAGCCGGCGACGACGGCUCCUGGGUGGAGCUGCGCUGUGGCCCAGGCUGCCCGGAGCCCGAGGCGGCGCCCUCGCCCUUCUCCUGCCACGCCGACGUGGAGCGGAUGCUGCUGGAGGCCCAGCUGGAGACAGAGAGCAGUGAGGGGGCCCUGCUCGUGCUGAGCUCCCCAGCCUGGGAUGAGGACAGAGCCAGCCAUGGCAGUGAUCAGCCUGCGGAGAGUGAGGCACUGCCUGCCCACAGCCAGCCCCAGCCCGGCUGCCCCCACCCCCGGCAGCGGGAUGUGCCACAGGAAGCCAAGUGGAGGCAGCGACGCCUGAGAGCGUCCCUGGGCUGGGCCUGUGCCCGCUGCCCUCGGUACCUGUCUGCAGAGGAAUUUGCCUUUGUGUGCUCCCCCCAGCCAGUGCUGUGGAGCCUGCAGGGAGGUGCAGUGGGGAGGAAGAAGAGACUUUUCAGUUCAGAGCUGCUGCUGCUCUUCAUCCCCUCGCUCCUGCUCAGCCACCUGCUGACCCUGGGGCUGGGGAUCUACAUUGGGAAGCGCCUGGCAGCCUCCUCAGCCAACCCUCUGUGAGGAGCUGGGCAGGCAGCACCUUCUGCUUCGCUGGGAACGCAGGGAGAGCCUGGCACCAGCACAGCCUGACUGCUCCCAGGCCCUUCUGUCUGUCUGUCUGUCUGUCUGUCCCUCAGCCCUGCCUGGGGAGCUGAUCCCACUGUCCCCGUAGAAUGGAACCCACUGAUGGCAGCUCCAGCUGCAGGCAGCCCCUGCCCUCCCCAGCCCCUGGUUACAGCUCCAGGUUCCCCAAAACAGACUGUAAAUACUGAGCCCACCUCAAUAAAGAGCCCUGUGCCAGCUCAGGGGUUGAGCAGCGAGUCCCUUCCCUGUGUGUGGCUUGGGAAGUGACCAU